CACACACUCACAGCAGCAGUACACCCUCACACACGCUGUAGCGCAACAAAGUGCGGCAAGACGCAAUCAUGAGGAUCUUUGUGGUGCUCGCUUUUGCUGUGUUCUCUGGCUGCAAUGCCAACCUCUUCUCUGCCGACGCUCCCAAGCCUCAGCUGGAGGUCCUGACCGACGCCUUCUGGGACUAUAUCGCCAAGGCCACCCAGACGGCUGACGACACCCUGCAGAUGAUGAAAAAGUCACAGUUUGGAGAGGAAGUCAACACUCGUCUGGCUGAGAGUGCCGACAUGGCUAGCAGGUACGCAAGCACUCUGAAGGAGAAGCUUCCCACAGCAGCCCAUGGUCUGAUGACCAAGAUCAGCUCCGAGGCAGACGUCUUGAGGAACGUUCUGAGCCAGGAGCUGAGCUCUGUCAGGCAGAAGCUGGAGCCUUACACCGAGGAGAUGAAAUCCCAGAUCCAGCAGAGGGUGGAGCAGCUCAAGCAGGAGCUCGCCCCCUACGCCGACACCCUGGAUUCAGACGCCCUGAGAGCGACCAUCAUGCAGAGGAGCGAGGAGUUGAAGGCCAGCCUGGAGCUGAGUGUCAGGCAGCUGCAGCACCAGAUGGGACCCUACACCGACGAUCUGAGGGAGAAGGUGGACCAGCACCUGGUCAACUUCCAAGACAGCAUCGCCCCCAUGGCUCACAACCUCCAGCAGGAGCUGAGCCAGGGAGCCCACCUGGUGCAGCGGAUGGUGGCCCCCUAUGCUGAAGACCUGAAAGAAAAGCUAGACCCAUUGGCCCAGGACCUCCAGGAAAAGCUCAUGGCCCUCUACCAGUCCUUUGCCCGCGGCAUGUAAAAGUCAACCAAAAGUUAGAAACGUGAAACCUCAUCAAAUAAAUAUCUGAAUUGUACACUACGUAAUAUUGUAUAUGUAUAUUACUAAGCUCAAUUACUCAACUAUUUAUUGUUUGUAUUGCCUUUUCAACAUGAAUAAACACAAUUCUCAUCAAACAAAAAUGUCA
Molecule: messenger RNA, 1002 nt
Organism: Dunckerocampus dactyliophorus (ringed pipefish)
Lineage: Eukaryota; Metazoa; Chordata; Actinopteri; Syngnathiformes; Syngnathidae
Product: apolipoprotein A-IV-like
Exons: 4
Coding region: 69-836 (255 amino acids)
Biological process (GO): cholesterol homeostasis; high-density lipoprotein particle assembly; positive regulation of lipid biosynthetic process
Cellular component (GO): extracellular region; blood microparticle; chylomicron
Molecular function (GO): phosphatidylcholine-sterol O-acyltransferase activator activity; phospholipid binding; cholesterol binding
Source: RefSeq, a predicted model, not a curated record